Molecule: messenger RNA, 306 nt
Organism: Sphenostylis stenocarpa
Lineage: Eukaryota; Viridiplantae; Streptophyta; Magnoliopsida; Fabales; Fabaceae
Source: the annotation of a GenBank genome assembly
AUGAAGGCGAUGAUAGGAGAGACGUGCAUUGUUGAUAGACAGAGAAGAGAGUUUAGCCGGAAUGUUCAUUUUCCCGGCGAGAUCCCUGUCCCCGGUGGAUCAGGGAUCCGACGUGUAAGGGAUGAUUUGUGUAGCCAAGAAAAUCAUGGAAUACUUAUGUUGGUGACGCGUGUUGGGGAAGAUUAUCGUGCGCGGUACGCAUUGGGUUUUGUUAAGAGUAAAUUGACGGUGUUGCCCCCUCCACUACGUCGAAUAUCGAGUAGAUGCCCCUCGUGUUCUGGUUUUAUCGAAAACCACCCACACUGA